This is a messenger RNA of Durio zibethinus, 2482 nucleotides long. RefSeq names its product scopoletin glucosyltransferase-like. Lineage: Eukaryota; Viridiplantae; Streptophyta; Magnoliopsida; Malvales; Malvaceae. The record is from RefSeq and is a predicted model, not a curated record. Gene Ontology annotation, molecular function: UDP-glucosyltransferase activity.
AAUUCAACAGCCGUGAUCUGAAACUACUGAACUAAUCCUAGUUAGCAAAGUAAAAGAUUGAAAAUUCAAGAGUAACACAAUCAAGAAGGCAGUAGUUCAAAAGAAAAAGACGAAAUUAAAAUUCCAAAUAUUCAAGGACUCAUUUUAAAGCACCUACCAAGACAUUUCUUGCUCAUUAAGGCUAUGAAUGCAGCUGUCCAACUACCAAAAGGCUAAGACUAAUAAGAGCACUCGACUUAGGGAGAAAUUACUAAGAAGCAACUUCACUUUUAAAUCAUAGAAUUGUCUAUAAAUAAGAACUCUAGGUUAUGCAGUUCUCAAUUAAUCAGCUUUUCAUUUUGCCUUUUAUCAUAUCCUACUAGCGUUCCACUUCUUAACCUUCAAAUUGGCCUCCUUAUCUUUCCUACAAAGGCCAAAUGGACUCAAAACCACAUCCACUUCAUAUCUUGUUCUGUCCACACCUGGCUCAUGGACAUUUGAUCCCAACCACAGACAUGGCUAGACUGUUUGCAAGGCAAGGUGUGAAAGCCACGAUUGUCACCACUCAACUUAACGCCCCUUUCUUUUCUCAGAUAAUUGAAAGAGAAAGAAAGUUGGGCAUUGAAAUUGAUAUUCACAUAAUAAAAUUCCCUUCCGCGGAGGCUGGCCUGCCAGAGGGAAUUGAGAACAUAAGUUCCAUCACUUCACGAGAAAUGGGUCUUAAAUUCUUCAAGGCUGUUAGCUUGCUUCAACAACCCCUUGAACAAAUACUUGAAGAAUGCCACCCCAAUUGCCUGGUGGCAGAUGCAAUGUUUCCAUGGGCUACAGAAGUUGCAAGGAAGCUAGGGAUCCCAAGGCUAGUUUUUAACGGAACAAGCUAUUUUGCACUAAGUGUGAUUGAUAGCUUACUGCGCUAUGAGCCUUGGAAAAAUAUAACAUCUGAUUACCAACCCUUUGAAGUGCCUGGCAUUCCAGGCAAGAUAAAGAUGACAAAACUGCAACAACCAGUUGAACUUAGAGAAUCAAUAGUUGAUGAUAAAAUGAAAGUUUUGAUGCAUCAAGUUUUAGAAUCUGAGAUUACAAGCUACGGAGUUCUCAUGAACAGUUUCCAAGAGCUGGAACCAGCUUAUGUAGAAUACUACAGAAAUAUUGUAGGAAGGAAGACAUGGCACAUAGGCCCGUUAUCUCUCUGCAAUAGAAACACAGAGGAUAUAUCACAAAGGGGAAAUGCAGCCUCUAUCGACGCAGUUGAGUGCUUAAGAUGGCUAGACUCAAAGAAACACAACUCGGUCUUCUAUAUAUGUUUUGGAAGCGUAUCCUGGUUUUCAGCUGCUCAGCUCAACGAGAUUGCCAAGGGUCUAGAAGCUUCUGGACAGGAUUUCAUUUGGGUUGUAAGGAAGGUGAACAAUGAAGAUGAAGAAGAGUGGUUGCCAGAAGGAUUUGAAGAAAGAUUGAAAGGGAAGGGUUUGAUCAUAAGGGGAUGGGCACCUCAAGUGCUGAUUCUUGAUCAUGAAGCUGUAGGAGGGUUUAUGACACAUUGUGGAUGGAACUCAACCCUGGAAAGUAUCACUGCUGGAGUGCCAAUGGUCACAUGGCCACUCAGUAAUGAACAAUUCUAUAAUGAAAAACUCGUCACAGAGAUACUAAGAGUAGGGAUUGGAGUUGGAGCCCAAGAGUGGUCUAGAUGGAUGGAAAAAAGGAAAUUCUUAGUGACGAAAGAAAAUAUAAUAAAGGCAGUCACUCAGUUGAUGGUUGGUGAAGAAGCUAAUGACAUAAGAAGCAGAGCUAGUGCAUUGAAAUUGAUGGCAAAGAGGGCUGUUGAAGAAGGUGGAUCAUCUCACUCUGACUUAAAGGCUUUGUUAGAUGGAUUGAGAUUGAACAGCCCUGGGGGAGAGCAAUAAGGAAUGUACUAAAGAAGGACUAAAGUUCAACCAUAAACCUCUCGAUCUUGUAUAAAAUAAAUAUUGAUAAAAGAAUACCAUAAACCUUGUGUCUUCUCUUUCUUUGUAGUUUUUAUAGCUUUAUUUUCCUUCCUGAGCAAAGUUAAGAAACUUUCAAUGAUUUAUGGUUCGACGAGAAUGGCUGUAAAACUCUGCCCUUUAGUUUCAUUUGUGAAUGACUUAAAAUAAUGCAGGUAAAAAAGAAAAAAAAAAACAAUUGAAUCACCAAAAAACCAAAACAGAGGGAAUACAUAUUACCAGGACACCUAUCCCCACAAAGAAACCCCGUUUAGGCUUCACAGAAAUAACAUCAUAUAGGGACACCAAUAAAAAGGUUGUCAAAUGCAAACCAAACAAAACUUUAUAUAUUUUUCAAGUUCAUACCAUUUUAGCCACGCAUCACAAAAGUGCAAGGGUUCUAUGAGGAAUAAUCCUUUCAGAGUUCGGUAUUCAGUUAUUGAUGGAACAUUACCUGAAAUGUCAAAUAUAAUCCCACACCCUUGAAAACCAGAACACCUAGCAUGCAUGCAGAAGACAUUUUUUAAAAUGCCAAGAGUGUUUUA